Messenger RNA from Zootoca vivipara (common lizard), 10562 nucleotides. Lineage: Eukaryota; Metazoa; Chordata; Lepidosauria; Squamata; Lacertidae. The record is from RefSeq and is a predicted model, not a curated record.
AAAUGAACAUAGUUCUUUGCAUAUAAGGCCUUCAUCUGUUUUUAAUUGAUGACAGGCGAAGCACUGCAAUGCUAUACGUGUGUAGGUACAAGUGAUGAAGAAUGUAACAGACAAGGUACUGAGCAAUGUCCAGGGAAUUCUGAUGCCUGCGCAAUCAUAAGAGGACAGUCAAGUAAGUGGUUGUAUAAUGGUAAUAAUAAAAACUGUUUCUGGUUAAUUUCAAGCAAUGGAAACUUCUGAUAAUUUUGCUAGCCAGAAAGGUGCAAAGGUGUGUGGGGGGGGGGAGGCCAUAACACAGAGAAAGCAGAAUCCAUUUGCAUUUUAUCUUUAACAUUAUUGAUAAAUUACAUUUCGGUCCACUUUUGUACUGAACUUUCAAAUAUCCAUAAAUACAGCAUUUAAAAUCCUUAAUUUUGAAGGGCCGUUUAAUCCAGAUAAUUUAAAUUUAUGGGAAUGUUGUCUGUAUUCUGUUCUUUUCCUUUAUCUUGUUAAAUACUGUGCUCUCAAUUAACUGUGAGUAAAUUUCAUGUCAUCAGAAGUCUUAACUAGAUUUUCUACUAUAAGGAGACAAAAGAUAAAUGUGCUAUAGUUGAAGGUCUGUAUUUCAUGUGGGUUUUAGCAGGUAUUGCAUAGAUGAUAAUAUAUCAAGUUACUUGAGAUGUUAACUAAUUUACCUGAUGUUACUUGAGAUGUUAACUAAUUUACCUGAAGAUUAAUAUAUCAAGUUACUUUGAUAUUAACUAAUUAAUUUGAAUAUAUCAAUCAAUAUUGACAAGAUACCAAUAUAUAGUAUGAAAGCAUAGAAUAUUUCCAAAAGUCUCAGUAAUAGUUGAAAUAAUCACAAGCACAUUUCAGAAGCUUCCUAAGGAACUAGAGCUAGCCUUUCAAUAAACAUCUUGCCCAAAUGACAUCCCUCUUGGCUGUUCCAAUGGAGAAGAGAAGCCUGCAGGAACUCUCCACACCCAAAGUCAGGGAGGUUCAGAUGGGGGAACUUAAAACUGUAGUUUCUGUCUAAUACACCUUUAAACUCAUGAACUUGGCGAGUAAUAUCUAUCAUUAAAAGGUCCUUGAUAAACACUUCAACAAUUGAGUUGCUUUGUUUCAGGUUAUGACAAAUUAAGAUAAGUAUUUGCUUUAUUUUCAUGUUUCUUUCCUGAUUAUAAUACCAACCAUGUGAACUUUCUGAACAUUCAUUUAUUGUCUCUUGAAUUUACUCUUAAAGUUCAGUUUCCCACUUACAUGUCAGCAUUCCCUUAACAAUGAGUUUCCAGAGACAAGACACUUGACCUUAGGCAAGGUUUGAGUUCUCUAUCUGAUCUAUUUUCUCUGAAGCCCAAAAAACAUUUCCAUCACAUGUUCAUCAUAUCAUAUUAGCAAGCAGUAUUAACAAUACAAACAAUACAACCAAGGUUGCUUUCUCUUAAGCUCCUUAAAGUUCUCUCUCUCCUCUUCUGGAGCUGAAAAUAAAGCAGGUGAACUAGUAUUUUGUCAUUGUCACCUUUUAUCAAUAUUUCUAUGAGAUAAAAGGCAGCAAUGAAGCAAAGAUUAAUAAUGAACUAUUUAGGUUUCAAGCCUAGAGUACCGUAGGAACAAGCAGAAACUUGGGAUUAGAACAUCAGUCUAUGUUCUUCUAACAUCCACAACAAUUUUUCUGGAUGUCAGCUAAAUAAAGGGAAGUCUCAGUACCUCUAAUAGGCAUGUAAAUUUGUAGCUACGCUUCUUGACUGACAAAUAAAAUAAAAUGUGUUUUAUAAAGCCAAAUCAAUGAAUAAUGUUCCUUAAAAUGGCAAUGCUUUCACCUAGGAUAAGCAGUUUGAAGAUGUGAGCCUAGAUGUUCCGAUUCAAGCUAAUAAGAUAAAGAAGCAGUUAAGCAUGGAUGGUGUAAUAUGUUCUGGAUUUGUCUCUGAAUCUAUUCUAGGUGGAAUUAUGAAGUCAUGUUCGUAUAGGUCAUUCUGUGAGAAAGCGCGGAGGGAAGGUUCACGGGCACCCGGAGUGAGCGUUCACUGCUGCUAUUCAAAUAAUUGCAAUGCCAAAGGCCUGGGCUCAAGACAUAUUCCCUCCUCCGGCUACUUCUCUUUACUUCUUUCUGCUCUCUUGUGGCACUUCUUUUUUUAACCCGGAACGGAAUUUGAACAGGAAUGGAAGGUGGAAAGGAAGCUAUUCAACCAGAGCUACAAUACUGUAUUUGAAGGAUUGGGAUCAGGAAACUCAAACAAGCACUCCUAUGACCAUAGGACAUGACAUUAAAAAAAAUAUCAGCAGCAGUUAAAGAUGUUGGUUGGAGUGGAGAGCACAGAAAAGCAGACAUAAAACCCUUUUAACAGUUAGGUUUCAAUCCUAUGUAUGUUCAGUCAUUGAGUAUUUCAAUGCUAUUGUUUUAACCAGAUGUGUUUCAACCAUAUUGUUGGUUUUAAUAUGAUUCUAUGUUGGGAUAAGGCCGGCAUCCCCAAACUGCGGCGCUCCAGAUGUUUUGGCCUAUAACUCCCAUGAUCCCUAGCUAACAGGACCAGUGGUCAGGGAUCAUGGGAAUUGUAGUCCAAAACAUCUGGAGGGCCGAAGUUUGGGGGUGCCUGGGAUAAUGCUAGAGCAGGUUUGGGGAGACUGGGAAAUGGCACUGUACCUAUGAUGCUCAGUAACAAACUCAUGAUAUUAAGCGGAAGAAGUACGGGAUUAGCACAGGAUUAAUAAUGGUUAAUGUGACAGUUUUCUGUUUUUAAUGAUGAAGGUGAACCACUUUGGGAAAGCUUGCCCUGAAAUGUAAUAUAAAAAUACUGGAAAUAGAUAAUCUAGUUAGAAGAGUUAGUUCUGUCCAUAAGAAACAUCCAUGAGCUGAAUCAGUGUGUAAACUGGGCUGGGCUGAUAAGACCAAUCUUUCACCAACAUUAUGUGCACCAUCAUUCCCCUCCUCACUUGUUAAUUCAGCAUGUGAGCAUUUCUCAUGAACUGGGCUUUAUUUGGCAUCAAUCCCACAAACAAGCAAAACAUAGCUGCCAACAGCAGCCUUGUAAUGUUGUAUGUGAAACUUUACUAUCUGACAAUGGUGAAGAGCCUCUGUGUGACUGUUACCCAGCAAUGUCAUGAAAUUUGCUUAUGGAACAAUAGAGUUUAGCAAUCCUCCUCCAGGAACUCUUUCUCAAGGAACUCUCCUAACCAUAGCGGUCAACUUUUACCUUUUCUCGCGAGGAAUCCUAUUCAGAAUAAGGGAAUUUCCCUUAAAAAGGGGGGAAAGUUGACAGCUAUGCUCCUAACAGGAACUCUUUGUGAUGAAUGGUUUAUUGGAGAGGAAAUGAACAAUCAAAACGAUUUGAAAAGAUACCUAAAGCCUGAUUUUAUAGUUAGUUGAUUAGCUUUGGUACCAUUCUGCAUACUUCACAGCAGAGCAGACUGUUGGAAAAUAAAGUCCUUAAAAUGGCCUUGUGGCAUUGGAUGGGUAUUACGGAAACAUGACGGGCAAAGGGAGUAGUACAGCUUUAUCUAGGAUGAUCCCUAGGGUAGAAACUGCAAAUCCAGAUUAAGCAAUGACACAGUUUCUGGUUACUAGGCUUCUUAGGUUGCAUUCCUAUACCUACCUACCUACCUACCUGGAGUAAGUCUUAUUAAAUCCAAUAGGACUUGCUUCUGAGUAGACAUAAGAAGAGCCUGUUGAAUCAGGCCAAUGGCCCACCUAGUCCAGCCUCCUGUUCUCACAGCAACCAAGCAGAUGCCUGACUCAAGCACAAGAUCACUCUCCCCUCCCUACUAGGGAAGAUCUAGCUCUAUGUAUGGAGUUGUGCUUGUGAACAGACCUACGAGUUACCUUGUGUGCCCCUAUGUUUAGCCCACAGCUAUCUAUUAUUAACGCUUUUGAUUGUUGACUCCUUUUGACAUGGUUUCAUUGUGUUGUGUGUAUUGGCCGUCCUGCUUCCCUUUGGGUAGAGUUCUACAUAAAGGCACAUCUGUACUGAAGCGUUAACUUUAUGCCUAUGUAUAUUGUUGUUUAUGGUGGAAAUAAAUGUGUUCUCUAAAUAGAAAAGCAAUGCAGCUGUACAGUUUCUGACCUGGAAAUGCUAAUAAUUGCAUGGAUUCUGCUAUCUAGUGUACUCCUAAACCAAACUGCCCUGGAGACCUAACCCUCUAGUCAUAAUGUAUUUUCUAAUUUUAUUUACACAAAUAUUUAUAGACCACCCACAGAUAUAAGAUAUCAAGCCAAGGUACAACAGAAUAUGCUGUUCAACAAAACAUAAAAUACUCAUUAAAAUGACAGACUCGUCUUUUAAAAGUUUAAUCAACUGAGGAGGUCUGUCAGCCUAAGAGAUGCCUGGAAAUUUUAGGAUGCUUGCUGAAUCUCCGAUGGAAGAGUAUCAGAGUUGUUUGGCUAAGAAAAAUCCCAACCUCCACCACCCAACCUCAGAUUCUUAGAAGGUGCCCUUUGCAAAAGUAAGGAACCUUCCAGAGGAAGGUAAUCUUCUGUUGUCUCAGGUGAGCCUCCACAGUGCAAGGCAAAAUUCCUGUGAAAAUCGGCUGUCUUGGGCCACUCAGAUAGCAGUCAUUGGUCAAUAUAAUAGGUUUCUGGGAACAGUAGCCAAUUUGACUAGAGCUGGUACUCCAAGGUGAUGAACUUGUUCCAACAAAGGUCAGAGCUAGAAGGGACUGAAUUUUCUCUGUAAGAAGUGCCCCAUGCUCUGAAAGAGGUACUCUGGCAAGUAGGAGUAGGAGACUGUGGUCCCUGGGGCAGACAUCUAAGGAGGCUUGGAUGGCUGCUUAGAUGCACAUGCUUGCUGGGUCUAGGAUUUAAGUCGGGAGAUGCCACACUGUCCUGAACCCCUGGUCCACCUGGCAGCAAGUCAGUAUGUCAAGUCCCCAGUUCAGGGUCAAUCCACUUGCCCAAAGUCCUGCAGAUAUCCUGGUGCAUCCAAGCUGAGUUCCAUCAACAUGGACAGUUGAGUAGACACAGCACCUCAGCUCUGCUGCCCUUUUAUACUUUGCAUGCUGAUUGCAGCAUCUGGGCUUCAUGAGACAUGUGACCCUCACCUGUUCUGAGUGUACUCCAGCUGAGGAAUCACACACCUUCUGCCAGAGCUAGCAAGCCCCACUUGGCCAGCUAGGGAGCUGGGCUGAGGGACCUUGCCUGCCUCAGCCUCCUGGAGUGCCCUGCCCGCUGCUCCCUACACCUCAGAGCCCACUGUGUUCAUGGAGACAGGCCCCCCUCGCUGGCUUUCGUGAUGGGUCCUGCUGUUCUUUCCUGUGCACUGACCCCCACCCCCUCCGUCACCCCGUGAGUACUUCCUACAUCAACUUCUCCUUCCCCAAUCUCCAGCUUGCCCCAGUGUGUUCCACACCAUUCGCUGGGAUCGUCUUCCUCCUCCCCUGCCAGUUCAUGGCAACAUACUUCCCUCUGUGAGGUAUUUCUUUGUAGACACUUUGCCCUAGUUUUGAUCCAGAAAUGAAGAUAUCCUAGGGCCGUAUUGUGAUGCCACAGUCAUAAUGAGAUGACAUAACAAUGUUCUGUAUGUAUGCAGACAUCGCCACUUGUUGCUGCUUUUGAGGGCCAGAAGUCAUGGUUUUUCUAGGAGAAAGGUGGAGGGGAUAUGCGAAGGAAUUUAUAAGCCUUCUUUCAGCAGCCCUUAAUCCUCUCUCACUGAGCCUUGACAGGAAUCCAGAGCAGCAUUCCUGAACAUGGCCACAAAAAUGGCUCGCUACAAGCGUCUCCAUGGGAAAGCCCGACAUUCCCUGGAAUUGCUUCAGCUAACUUCUUUUGUUCCUGAAACACCUGCUUUAGAUAAUACAGAACACCUUUACCUGCUCUCAGCUCCCUAUGUGUCUCUGGGAGGACUCUCGCCAAAUGAGAAGGAGAUAGCUAAGGUUGCAGGACCUUUGAAAAAUCGUUCUUUCCGCAAGCAAGCCGGGCUCACCAAUCGCUGGCAAUUUCCAUUCAGCCCAAGUUGUGACCUCCUUGGAAUUUCACAAGUGAAUAAGGCCACCCGGGUUGGUCUCAAUGAGACUUUGAUGAGAAUGCUAUCAGGUAUGGUCAUAAUUGAGAACAUUGACUCUGACACGCCCAUCUCUCGGGGUGCAGAACGACAGGACCGGAAGGAAAAUGGAGACUUUCAGAAUGCGUAUGAUUUGAAGCAUUUCCCAAGCACUCCAAAGCACAAGCAUAGAUCCAGGGUUUCAUCCCAGCACAGAACUCCAAAUGAGAGCCUGUUUUCUUACACGCAAAAGAUCACAGAAGGCAUGGAGGCAGAUGUAACCCUGGAGUGCUUGGGCUUCCAAUGGGAACUUCAUCGCAUGUACUUCUUCAAAUCUCAGGUCCUCUCACAGCUUCUUGCUGAGACUGUUCAGAAAUGCGACUUACAAAUAACAGAAAGCAAGCCCCAAGUCGAAAAAGAAACCAGAUGUUAUAAGCAGCGUCUCUUUAAUGGUCGCAAAAACAAAGAACUCCUCAAACAGAAGCAAGCAAUGCCUAGAGUCACAAUUGCAUUGGAGGUUAAUGAUCCAGACGUCACUCGAUUUGCCUUUUCUGUUGCGCUGAAGAAUUUAUACAACUCUGAACUCCAAGUGAAUGAAGAAGAUGUUCUGGGAGUCCUGGCUGCUGCAGAGGUAUUACAGUUCCCUAGCCUGUUCCAGAAGUGUGUGCAGCUUAUGAGAGGAAACAUUUGCCCAGCCAGUGUCUGCAGCUAUUAUUCUGCAGGCUGCAAGUACCAGCAGCCCACCUUGAUCACCGAAUGUGAAAGAUGGAUAGAGGUGAACCUUGUCCCGCAGCUUGGCUCUCAGAUUCACCUGCGGCAGCUGCCCCUGGAACUACUGCAGAAAGUGAUUAGAUCUUCAAGGUUAUUUACUUUCAAUGAAUUUCAUCUCCUGCGAACUGCACUAUGCUGGGUCUUCCUACAACAAAACCCCAAAAUUCAGAUAAUUCCAUCUUAUGAUACCGUCCUCACAUAUUUUAGCAGCUUGCCCAAGAUAUGUGCCUUCCUGGAAAGGGAAGUAGGACAGCGAUACAUAGCUAUUUUUCAGUCCCUCCGUUUACAUGGCAUCACUUCAAGUAAGCACUUGGAGGAACUCUGGGAAAUUAACUUCCUUCCUCUGCCGUGGUUGACGAGGAUCUUGUCUGAUCAUUACCAUGCACUAGAGAAUGGUGGUGACAUGGUAUUUCAGAGAGACUUUAACACUCAGGCAGUGAGAUUUGGUCUGGUGCUUACACAGGAGCCAAGGUACCAUUCAGAAAUAAUUUCCAUUUAUGGAUUCUUCUUUGAGAUAAAAGCAAUAAAACAUGAUGCUUCAGCCUACAGUUUUUACAUGCAGAGAGUCAAACAUGCAGAUCCAAUUAUAUCUUUUUUUACUGCCGAGCGGAGUCCUGUCAGUUUAAAGGAGACACGUGAAGUUAAGUAUGAAAUCAAAGCACAGUGUCAGAUAGAUGGGAAAUGGGAAGAGUUCACUACGGAGAGACUUACUCAAAGGUUUGGAGUUAAGAAGCCCAGCUGUAAAAGCGUGGUUUUGAAAGCAUGCAUACCAUCGGUUCCAAUCUAUGUGACCUUUUCUCUUCUUUUCCCAACAUCGUAAGAGACAGCAAGCACUCUCUGGGCAGCUCUGCUGAAGGACUCAUUUUGACACCUAGCAUAUGUGUAGGAGUGUUAAUAUCAUACAUCUAAAGGCCUGCACUGGUCAGGCAGGUGAUCACAUUUCCCAGAACAGGAGAAUAAACUGCACCCAUCCCUCAUGCUCAGCUCAUUUAGACGUUAAUCCCUAUUUGCAUUGUACUCUUGUUUCCUGUGGCAAAUGCUGCAAAUAGAUUGCAAUUGCUUAGGUGUAGCUUCAAAUUACCAAUCUGGUGCCCCUAGCAAAUGAAGGGCAUGAACCGUUCCUCCCACAUGGAUGUAAACAGCCAUGUGCACGGCAUUUUAGAGAGCUUUCUUUUUCCACUGUCCCCAGCUGGCCUUCAGCCAGGUGCACUACAGCACAUCUAGUCAUGAUCAAUUUCAGGAAGCCAUUAAUGUUGCUCACAUAAAAAUGUCAGGUAACCCCACCUAGUCUAGCCCCCAUCCCAUUGCACAGGCUACUGUACAAAUAAAAGCAAGAACCACCUCCAUACCAGGAAACUGGAGAUCAAGCACCCCAAACAAUCCUAGUUUAUACUUAAAUUCUUCUGCCAGAAUCACCAACAUUGUCUAAAUCCUGAGGCAUAAUCUAAAUGUAAGGCCUUAUAGCUUUGCUCUUGCCCUAUCUCAAAUUGCCUGUAGAGCCCCACCAGAUAGGUGUUUUAUUGUGAUCUGCAAUAUGUUCUUGAGAACAGUAACAGUGCAAUAGUGGUGUAAGUAUUCUGCUUUAGUUCUGUUAUGCUUCUCCAGUUCUACCACAUUUUCACUGUCCAAAGGGGUUGAAUGAAGAGCAACAAAAGCAGGACAGGAACAAACCAGAACAUUGGUGUGCUAUAAAAAGUUUGAGGAUUUCAGCAGGACGUUAUGAGAUGUGCACUGAUUGGAAAUGAAGCAGUGUGACUGCCUCAAAACAUUUGCAAGUACAAACAGUGUGGAAGGUAGGGUUGCAUAUAGCUGCCCCAAUAGCAUCAGGAGCAUUAAUUAUCUUGAAUGCACAAGAAAAGGGAUUUCUGGAGGGACCUUUAGUUAUUUCGGUAACGGAAAGGGGAGGCAAGGAGAGCCUGUUUAUGCCCAGCCUUGCCAGUUGCCAGUUGUAACCCGAACCACACUCCUUAUUAAACCCGACAACUCCCAGGUGAGGUGAAUUCUGGGAGGUCAAAGCAACUGCUUCCAAAGGGACUUGGAGACACCACACCCUGCACUUCUCAGCUAAAUCCCUCUCUAUUUAUCAGAAACAACAGGCCUAGCACCCAGGUGCCUUCCCCACCCUGCAAUUCAACACAGCCUGUUGUUUCUCCUUGAAAUCCCACUCUUUCACCCACAUAGUAUGCUUCCAGUGGCUAGGCACAUGGGAGAUCACAGGAAUGCUCGGCAUAAACAUACUUCAGACCCCAACAGUCAAAUUGCAUGAAGUUUUAUUAAGAAUAAAACAGGAAGAGAGGAGGACAAAUGAACAAAACAUGAUGAGGAAAAUAAAAGGAGCCUGUUGGGUCAAGGUUAUCCAACCUAACUUUGCUACUUACAAGCAGGCUUCUGGUUUUCUCAUGAACAAUGUUCCCUUUAUUUUUGGUUUCUUAAUGUAGUGUUCUGCUUCUUCCCUUUGUCCUCCUGCUUUUUAAAAUUCUAAAUAAACUUCUUACCAUUGGCUGUGGGGUUCAUGCAUGUAUUUCUUCCAGACUCUCCCCACGGGAGAGAACCUGAUGUUCCCCAUAAGAUCUCCCACCCACUACCUUUACUUGAACUGGAUGGGUGGGUGAUUAGGGUGGCUACCUGCCCUGCUGCUUCCUGAUGUCGUUGGACUACAACUUCCAACUUUGCUGGUCAAGGGCUGAUGGGAGUUGGAGCCCAAUCACCUCUUGAAGGCACCAUGUGUGCUACCCCUGAAAUAAAGGAAUGUCCCUUAAAAGCCCUUCAAACAGAGGACUAUCCUCUGUCAUAUGUGAAAGGCAGCAUGUGAAAGUCUGGCAACACAUCUCCUUGCCUUCGUUUGGUUGUACGGCGUGGCCAAAUUGGUUCCUUAUAUUUUCAUAGCUGUGAAAGUUUUCCUGAAAGCUGCUUUAACCAGUCAUCUUGUCAAUGACUGUCAAGGUCAUUUUUGCAGGUGGCAUCCACCCUCUUGUUUUCUGCCACCCCACAUGGCAUGUGUGCCUGCUUUUAACAUGUCACUGCUGAUACAAACCAUGACAUAGUGGCGGGAUUUAUCUAGCCUGGGAGACUGAGAGGGAGAUAUGACAACCAUCUUCAAAUAUCUAAAGGGCUGCCACAUGGAAUAUGGAGCAAGCUUGAUUUCUCCUGCUCUGGAGGGCAGGACCCAAAUUCAAUGGCUUCUAGACUAAAACACCAGGAAGAUCUUUCUGGCAAAAUAAAUAAAAAAAUGCCCAGUUCACCUUAGAGACCUAAGGAGCUACUGGACAACUUUUUUUAUUUAUUUCGACUAUGUCAGACCAACAUGGCUACCUACAUGUAUCUAGAACAUUCUGGCAGUAAGAGCUGUUCAACAGUGGAACAGACUCACACGAGAGUAUGUUCUUCAUGGGAUAUUUUUCAGCACACAAGUUGGAAGGCCAUCUGUCAUGUAGAUUCCUGCAUUGCAAAGGUUGGACUAGAGGACCCUUCCAACUCCUCAGUUCUAUGAUUUUAUUUUUCUGCCUUGUAAGCUUGAGUUUGCCUUCCUGUGCUUCUGUGGAGUUGUUACAGAAAAAUACAGAAGAUUGUAGUUGGUGCUUACUCAUGACCCAGCUGAAUAAAGCAUACUUUGUUGUAAAAUAUCAAAGUGUUCCUGGCCCAUUAGAUAAGAGUGGCAACCUCAGUUUGGAAGCUAAUGUGCAGGAAGACUGAGUAAAUCACACUAUUUCAUUUGGAGAUCCGUAGCUAAUGGCCAAUUAAUACAAUCCCUUAUAUGCGGUCAGUUGUGAGGACAGAGCACAGUUGCCUAUGAGCCUAAAAUAAGUGCAACGGCAGUAAAAUGGUUGUCCUACUGUUUAAAUG